This is a messenger RNA of Mycena citricolor, 1371 nucleotides long. The record is from the annotation of a GenBank genome assembly. NCBI's taxonomy places the organism in Eukaryota, Fungi, Basidiomycota, Agaricomycetes, Agaricales, Mycenaceae.
ACGCUCGCCAGCCCAAUCCGAGGGAAAAACAUAGGGAUGGCCUGAUUGUCUGAUUCAUGUGCAGCCCGACUCUCAGGACGCGUCAAUCCUGGGAACGUUGCUUCUCUGCUCUGACGUGGAGUCAAUUACACGAUCCCUGCAAGGGGGCGGUUAAAACGGUUAUGACGGCGAAAACGACGCGUGUUCUAGUAGUCCAGCGGCUCGUCUGCGAAGCUAUUAAAUGCACGGCACACACGUCUCUCGACUCAUCUACCAGCCAUGCGGUACUCCGCCCUCGACUUCUUGAUCUCGCAGUGGAAGACCCAGGGGCCCGUAGUCACGACCGAUCUCGUUGGGAAGACUGUCAUCGUCAUCGGAGCCAAUACGGGCCUGGGAUUCGAGGCGGCGAAACACUUCGCCCGGAUGAACCCGGGGAAGCUCAUUCUGGGAUGUCGGAGUCAAGCCAGAGGCAGCGCAGCGCUCGAAAAGCUGAAGCAGGACACCGGUUGCGCUACUGCAGAGCUCUGGCUCGUCGAUCUGGCUGACUUUGCGUCGGUGACCUCGUUUGCCGAUCGAUUCGAGCGAGAAGGCGCACGGCUCGACAUCUUGGUCGAGAACGCCGGCGUCUCGACGGACAAGUACGAGGUGAGCAAAGACGGGUGGGAAACUUCGAUGCAAGUGAACGACCUUUCAACGCCCCUCCUCGCUCUCCGUUUGCUGCCUGUGAUGGUCAAAACGGCGCAGGAACACGGAACCGUUCCCCGCAUUGUGGUCGUUGCCAGCGAGGUCCACUACUGGGCCAAGAUCUCCAAAGAGGUCGCGGAGAGCCCGUCCCCAUUGUCCGUUCUGGGUGGGGUUGAGUACUGCUCCAGUCCGAAGCGCAUGUCGGAUCGAUACUUCAUCACCAAACUCCUCAACGUCUUCUUCGUCCGGGCCUUCAACGACCGCUUGCCUUCCUCGACACCAGUCGUCAUCGACACCGUCAACCCUGGCUUCUGCCACAGCGAGAUUCUGCGCCACACCUCCGGUGCCGCAGCCGUGUUCAUGCUGACUCUCAUGAAGCUCCUGGUCGCACACAAGACCGAAGUGGGCAGCAGACAGCUUGUCUUCGCUGCGCUCGGUGGAGAGGGUGAUGGCGGAGCCCUGCGUGGGGAGUACAUCACUAACUCUGCUGUCCGCGAGGUCAGCGAUUUCAUUCUGACCCCGGAGGGCGCCAAGCUCCAAAACAGACUGUGGGACGACCUCCUCGACAUCUUGAGCAAAGUGGAUCCGAAAGUGACUGAAAGUGUUGGAAUGUAUCUCUCGUAGUUCGUUGACCGCUUAUGAACGGUGUUUCCGUCUGUGUUCCAGCUCAAGAGUUAAGCUCCAGAGGAGUGUAGGAUUUUGAGACGA